UUUGCCAGUGCCCCGUCUCAUGGUGGAGAGGAAGGAUACCACAUGUGGUUCUGAGCGUUCUUUUCCAAUCUCUUUUCCUUCUCUUUUCCGUUAACCCACUCGGCCGCCACGCACAUCAUCCCGUGGGAUCUCGACAAGGCGAAAUCGACCGACUUUUGAGGCGCCUCAAAAGCCAUCUCUCUUCCGUCUCCCUUCCGUCUCCCUUCCGUCUCCCUUCCCUCUCCCUUCCUUCUCCCUUCCAUCUCCCUUCCAUCUCUCUUCCGUCUCUCUUCCCAUCUCCCUUCCGUCUCCCUUCCAUCUCCCUUCCAUCUCCCUUCCGUCUCCCUUCCGUCUCCCUUCCGUCUCCCUUCCGUCUCCCUUCCGUCUCCCUUCCGUCUCCCUUCCGUCUCCCUUCCGUCUCCCUUCCCUCCCUCUGCCCUCCCUCUCCCCUCCCUCUUCUCACCCUCUCCCCUCCCUCUUCCCUCCCUCUUCCCUCCCUCUUCCCUCCCUCUUCCCUCCCUCUUCCCUCCCUCUUCCCUCUCUAUUCCCUCUCUCUUCCCUCUCUCUCCCCUCUCUCUUCCCUCUCUCUUCCUUCUCUCUUCCAUCUCUCUUCCAUCUCUCUUCCGUCUCUCUUCCAUCUCUCUUCCAUCUCUCUUCCCAUCUCUCUUCCAUCUCUCUUCCAUCUCUCUUCCAUCUCUCUUCCAUCUCUCUUCCAUCUCUCUUCCAUCUCUCUUCCAUCUCUCUUCCCAUCUCUCUUCCCAUCUCUCUUCCAUCUCUCUCCCAUCUCUCUCCCAUCUCUCAACCCAUCUCUCUUUCAUCUCUCUUCCAUCUCUCUCCCAUCUCUCUUCCAUCUCUCUCCCAUCUCUCUUCCCAUCUCUCUUCCAUCUCUCUUCCAUCUCUCUCCCAUCUCUCUUCCCAUCUCUCUUCCAUCUCUCUUCCAUCUCUCUCCCAUCUCUCUUCCAUCUCUCUUCCAUCUCUCUUCCAUCUCUCUUCCAUCUCUCUUCCAUCUCUCUUCCCAUCUCUCUUCCAUCUCUCUUCCUUCCAUCUCUCUUCCAUCUCUCUCCCAUCUCUCUUCCCAUCUCUCUUCCCAUCUCUCUUCCAUCUCUCUUCCAUCUCUCUUCCAUCUCUCUCCCAUCUCUCUUCCCCCUCUCUUCCCCCUCUCUUCCCCCUCUCUUCCCCUCUCUCUCCCCUCUCUCCCCCCUCUCUCCCCCCUCUCUCCCCUCUCUCUCCCCUCUCUCUCCCCUCUCUCUCCCCUCUCUCUCCCCUCUCUCUCCCGUCUCUCUCCACUCUCUCUCCCCUCUCUCUCUCCCGUCUCUCUCCACUCUCUUUCCCCUCUCUCUCCCGUCUCUCUCCACUCUCUCUCCCCUCUCUCUCUCUCCCGUCUCUCUCCCCUCUCUCUCCCCUCUCUCUCCCGUCUCUCUCCACUCUCUCUCCCCUCUCUCCCGUCUCUCUCCACUCUCUCUCCCCUCUCUCUCCCGUCUCUCUCCACUCUCUCUCUCCCGUCUCUCUCCACUCUCUCUUCCCUCUCUCUCUCGUCUCUCUCCCGUCUCUCUCCACUCUCUCUCCCCUCUCUCUCCCGUCUCUCUCCACUCGCUCUUCCCUCUGUCUCUCCCGUCUCUCUCCCCUCUCUCUCCCCUCUCUCUCUCCCGUCUCUCUCCCCUCUCUCUCCCGUCUCUCUCCACUCUCUCUCUCCCGUCUCUCUCCACUCUCUCUUCCCUCUCUCUCUCGUCUCUCUCACGUCAUCAAUCACAUAG
Molecule: messenger RNA, 1733 nt
Organism: Closterium sp. Naga37s-1
Lineage: Eukaryota; Viridiplantae; Streptophyta; Zygnematophyceae; Desmidiales; Closteriaceae
Source: the annotation of a GenBank genome assembly